Molecule: messenger RNA, 1308 nt
Organism: Gastrolobium bilobum
Lineage: Eukaryota; Viridiplantae; Streptophyta; Magnoliopsida; Fabales; Fabaceae
Product: protein arginine N-methyltransferase 1.5-like
Exons: 15
Coding region: 1-1308 (435 amino acids)
Biological process (GO): regulation of DNA-templated transcription; peptidyl-arginine N-methylation
Cellular component (GO): cytosol; nucleus
Source: RefSeq, a predicted model, not a curated record
AUGCCUCUCGGAGAUAGAGAAGGGGAUACUAGUAAGUCAUGUUUUUGUGGUGUAGAGACGGAGUUCACCAACGACUUGCAUCACGUCAUCGAUUUCAAUAUCAUUAAUGGAGGCUUUGAUCUCAUUGUUGCUCCUCUGAUGCAUCCUGCUUUUCGUCCAAGCGUAUUCCUAAGGCAUCCUGAACUUAAAGAUCAUCCUGGAUAUAAUUCAGUGCGGACUAUGCGAUUUGCUGGGUGCGACUCCACUGUAGACCCAACAGUUUGGAAAAAUGAUGUAGUGGGAAAAAUUAGCUCAUGGAUAGACUUGGAUUCAGAAAAUGAAACCCUUAGGAUGGAUUCUGAAACUGCUCUCAAACAUGAAAUAGAAUGGGCCUCUUAUCUUUCUUUACAGGCUUGUGUUCUUCCACCUCCUAAGGGAACUUCCUGGAUUAACUAUGCUAGGUGUGUGCAUCAAAUCUUACAAGGCCUAAAGAACAUGCAGUUGUGGCUUAGGAUUCCAUUUGGGAAGCCUGAUGAUGCCCCUAGUGCAAGCUCCAGAACUUUGAAUGAUUCUUGGAAAAUAUGGAAUUCGUUUCGUCUGCUCUGUGAGCAUCAUAGCCAAUUGUCGGUUGCACUUGAUAAUUUCAAAAUUCUGCCUUCAGAGAACUCACUAAAACGUUGGUAUGGGGAGCCUGUUGUUGCAGCAAUAUUAGAUACAGAUACCUUUAUAAAUAAGAAUCGUGGUAACGGCAAGUACCUCUCAAAGCGUCAUCAGAAGUUGAUUACUGAUUUCUUUGACCAUUCUAUACAGAUCAUUAUAUCUGGGAAACAUGUAGAAGAUCCUUUUGGUACUCAUUCUGUGGCAGAAUCAAAGGCACAUCCUUUACAGCCAUAUCUGGACUAUGUUAGUUUUCUAUACAAACGAAUGGAUCCUCUUUCUGAGGAAGAACGUUUACAGCCUCUUAAGAAUUAUUCAGAGGCGCAGUCCUUUGAGAAUUUUGAGUUAGACGAAGCGAAAUACAAUCAGUACCGAAAAGCAAUUUGUGAAGCAUUGCUGGACAGGGUUCCUAAUGAAGAGGCAUCUAUGAUUACCACGGUAUUAGUGGUUGUUGGUGCAGGGCGUGGGCCUCUUGUGCGGGCAUCAUUAAAGGCAGCUGAAGAAACAGGGCGGAAGCUCAGAGUUUUUGCUGUGGAAAAGAAUCCAAAUACAGCUAUUGGACUUAAUUUAAUUAAACUUGAGAACAUAAGGAACAAGUUAAAAGAUGAUAAAUCUGAUAUGUCUGAUAAUCUUUUUGUCGAUCUUGCAUUGAGUAAACUAUCUGCUGAAUAG